AUGAAACCCAAUAUCGAGGUUAAACCUGUGAUUGAUGUGAAAACAAUUAGAGCAGUCGGUGGUAAAGGGGGAGAUGGCUGUAUAUCUUUGUUGAGACUUUGGAAAAAUGAUCAUGCUGGUCCUGAUGGUGGAGAUGGAGGUAAUGGAGGCCAUGUAUUAAUUGAGGCUUCUACUUGUACAAAUAGUUUAAAUCACUUAAAUCCUAUUCUGAAAGGAGAAAAUGGUGAAAAAGGGUUCAACAAGGAUUGUAAUGGUAAAAACGCCCAACACACUAUUGUAAAGGUCCCUGUUGGAACAGUAGUAAAGUGUGAUUCUAAAGUAGUGGGUGACCUUAGUGAAGAAGGUUCAAUGUUUAUCCUAGCCAGAGGCGGAGCUGGAGGCAGAGGAAAUAAAUUUUUUGCUUCUGAUGUGAAGCAGACUCCUCUUGUUGCUGAAUAUGGAGCUAAUGGAGAAGAUAGACGCUACACAUUAGAACUUAAAUCUAAAUUAGUGGCUAUGGCAUUAUCUCCCCAAGAAGAAGAGGAAAUUGAUAGCAGUGAGUGUGAUGUGGUAUCAAGUGAUGAUUCGAUAACGGAUAAAGAUUAUUUACCUCAUCAAAUGCAUCUGAAACAGAGGUUGAGAAGAAAUGUGAAACGGACUUUGCUUAUCCACAAGUGCCUAAUGGCCCCCGCCCAAGGAGUAGGACUACCUAAUGCUGGUAAAAGCACAUUAUUACAAGCAAUAUCUCGGGCAAAACCAAAAGUUGCGUCUUAUCCCUUUACUACAUUGCAACCACAUUUAGGAAUGGUCCAUUAUAGCGACUAUGAGCAAAUAUCAGUUGCUGAUUUACCAGGUUUAAUAGAAGAUUCACAUCUUGGAAAAGGAUUAGGAAAGCAUUGAAAAUAUCAUAAAGGAAGUUGGAACUGAUAAAGUAAUUAAAUUAUCUGCUAAAUAUGGUCUCAAUCUAUCAGAAUUUCUGAACAAGUUACGAACCAUCUAUGAAGAAAACUUCCUUAAUGAUUGAUAUCUAUUGUUUUGUUUUUGAAACUUAAAAGUGUACAUAUAUUUCUAAUAAACUUAUUUUACUUUAAUAAAAGUAUUCUCCAUUGACAUUACCUUAUUCCUAGGGUUCCUUUUUUUAUUGGUGAAUGUGACUUUUAUUUGUUCAAUUUAUUAUUUAAUUCAUG
Nezara viridula (southern green stink bug) is the source of this 1166-nucleotide messenger RNA. NCBI's taxonomy places the organism in Eukaryota, Metazoa, Arthropoda, Insecta, Hemiptera, Pentatomidae. The record is from the annotation of a GenBank genome assembly.